Messenger RNA from Myripristis murdjan (pinecone soldierfish), 6108 nucleotides. It is a transcript of the gene slc4a8, whose product is annotated as solute carrier family 4 member 8. The record is from RefSeq and is a predicted model, not a curated record. The coding region runs from base 261 to 3464 and encodes 1067 amino acids. Gene Ontology annotation, cellular component: plasma membrane. Gene Ontology annotation, molecular function: monoatomic anion transmembrane transporter activity; solute:inorganic anion antiporter activity; sodium:bicarbonate symporter activity. The transcript is spliced from 24 exons. Lineage: Eukaryota; Metazoa; Chordata; Actinopteri; Holocentriformes; Holocentridae. Gene Ontology annotation, biological process: monoatomic anion transport; regulation of intracellular pH; bicarbonate transport.
CAGCUUGAGGCGCGGACGCAAAACCAUCCUAACAUAACAGACAGGGUUGUUUUUUCCACUGUUUUCCUCACCUGGAUGGAGAUGUUUACCCUCACCAUGUCCACAGAGGUGAAAGUAGCCGCUGUGACCAACUCGUGACUGCUUCUUCAAAACGCCCUCAGACAAUUUGCGCGGCUGAACACCUAUCACGCCCCCCUCCUUCCAAAGUCUCACCUUUACACUCCGUGAUCACCGGGCAGGUUAACCAGAAGGCCAGGAUCAUGCCUGCCGGAGUCAGCGAUCCCGAGAGCUGCAUACUGAGCUACCAGAGGCCAGACGAGGAGGUGGUGGUAGACCAGGGAGGCACCAGCUCAGUCCUGAACAUCCACUAUGAGAAGGAGGAGCUAGAAGGCCACAGGACUCUGUUUGUGGGAGUGCGAAUGCCCAGGCAGAGUCAUCGUCACCACAAGCCCCAUAGCUCUCGCCACCGCAAGAAAGACAGAAGGCCAGGGAGCAGCACAACACAGCCAAGCGAGGAGAGUGCAACUGCUACAUCCACUCAUGACACGCCGUCCCAGCGGGUCCAGUUCAUUCUGGGAACAGAGGAGGAUGCUGAACAUGUGGCCCAUGAGCUGUUCACUGAGCUGGAUGAGAUCUGUGUGAAAGAUGGCAAGGAUGCUGAGUGGAAGGAAACAGCCAGGUGGCUGAAGUUUGAGGAAGAUGUGGAGGAUGGCGGGGAGAGGUGGAGUAAGCCCUAUGUUGCCACACUUUCCCUGCACAGCCUGUUUGAGCUGCGCAGCUGCAUCAUCAACGGCAGCGUGCUGCUCGACAUGCGUGCCGACUGCAUCGAAGAGAUUGCAGACAUGGUGUUGGACCACCAGGAGGCGUCCCAUGAGCUGGAUGACAGCGUGAGGGUGAGGGUGCGCGAGGCUCUGCUGAAGAGACACCAUCAUCAGAAUGAGAAGAAGAAGAACAACCUCAUUCCCAUCGUGCGCUCCCUCGCUGAGGGAACCCGCAAGCAGUCAGAGCCCCAUCUCACAGGACCGGCCACCUCUCCCCAACCUCCCCCAGCUAGCUCAGAGGUGAAGAAUGGUGCUGGUCAGGACGGCACACAAAUGGACCUCAGCAAGGUGGACAUGCACUUCAUGAAGAAGAUUCCAGAAGGUGCAGAGGCCUCCAAUGUCCUGGUGGGAGAGCUGGACUUCCUGGAGAGGCCCAUCGUGGCCUUUGUUCGCCUCUCCCCUGCUGUGCUGCUCACUGGACUCACUGAGGUCCCCAUACCUACCAGGUUCCUCUUCAUUCUCCUUGGCCCGGAUGGAAAGGCUCAACAAUACCAUGAAAUUGGACGCUCAAUGGCAACAAUCAUGACUGAUGAGAUCUUCCAUGAUGUGGCAUAUAAGGCAAAGGACCGUAGUGACCUGCUGGCUGGGAUCGAUGAGUUCCUGGACCAGGUGACUGUCCUGCCACCAGGGGAGUGGGACCCUUCCAUCCGCAUCGAGCCGCCCAAGAAUGUCCCCUCUCAGGAGAAGAGGAAGAUGCCAGGAGUUCCUAAUGGCACAGCUUGCCAGGUGGAGGAAGAACUACAUGCUGAACACCAUGGACCAGAACUGCAGAGAACCGGGAGGUUGUUCGGUGGUCUGAUAAUGGACAUCAAAAGGAAGGCUCCAUUCUAUUUGAGUGACUUUAAAGAUGGUCUGAGCCUGCAGUGUGUGGCCUCCUUUCUCUUUCUGUACUGUGCCUGCAUGUCGCCUGUCAUCACCUUCGGAGGACUGCUGGGGGAGGCAACUGAGGGACGCAUCAGUGCCAUUGAGUCUUUACUGGGUGCAUCUAUGACUGGAGUGGCCUACUCUGUGUUUGCUGGCCAGCCCCUCACCAUUCUGGGCAGCACAGGCCCUGUGCUUGUUUUUGAGAAGAUCCUCUUCAAAUUCUGCAAGGACUAUGACCUGUCUUACCUGUCUCUGAGGACAUGCAUCGGUCUGUGGACCGCCCUGCUGUGUUUGGUGUUGGUUGCCACGGAUGCCAGUUCUCUGGUCUGCUACAUCACGCGGUUCACAGAGGAGGCCUUCGCCGCCCUCAUCUGCCUAAUCUUCAUCUACGAGGCCCUGGAGAAGCUUUUUCACCUGGGAGAACUCUACCCCAUCAACACUCACAGUGACCUGGACAAACUCACACUGGCAUUCUGUAAGUGUGCAGAGCCUGAUAACCCCAAUAAUAAAACCUUAGAACUAUGGAGUCAGAAAAACAUCACAGCUUCUGCUGUACCAUGGGCCAACCUUACUGUCAAGGAGUGUGUAAGUCUACAGGGCCACUUUGUAGGGACAGCAUGUGGCCACCACGGCCCCUACACCCCAGACGUUCUCUUCUGGUCUACCAUCUUGUUCUUCGCCACCUUCUUCAUGUCUGCCUUCCUCAAGCAAUUCAAGACUAGUCGUUAUUUCCCCACCAAGGUGCGGUCCAUGAUCAGUGACUUUGCGGUCUUCCUGACUAUUGUUUUCAUGGUUCUGCUUGACUAUGUCAUUGGAGUACCCUCCCAGAAGCUGCAGGUGCCCAGCAAAUUCCAGCCAACCAGAAAUGACCGAGGUUGGCUGAUCAACCCAAUAGGGCGCAACCCAUGGUGGACAGUGCUGGCAGCCUCUAUUCCUGCUCUUCUGUGUACCAUCCUCAUCUUCAUGGACCAGCAGAUCACAGCUGUCAUCAUCAACCGCAAGGAGCACAAACUGCUGAAGGGUUGUGGGUACCACCUGGACCUGUUGAUGGUGGGCUUGAUGCUGGCUGUGUGCUCCAUCAUGGGACUGCCCUGGUUUGUAGCAGCCACUGUCCUGUCAAUCUCCCAUGUCAACAGCCUGAAGCUGGAGUCAGAGAGCUCUGCCCCUGGGGAGCAGCCUCGCUUCCUGGGCAUCAGAGAACAGAGGCUGACUGGGCUGGUCAUCUUCCUUCUCAUGGGCUGCUCUGUGUUCAUGACUGGUGCCCUGCAGUUUAUUCCUAUGCCGGUGCUGUACGGUGUUUUCCUUUACAUGGGAGUGUCUUCACUGAAAGGAAUCCAGUUCUUUGACCGUCUGAAGCUCUUUGGCAUGCCAGCAAAGCACCAGCCAGACUUCAUCUACCUGCGUCACGUCCCACUGAGGAAGGUGCACCUGUUCACUGUCACCCAGCUCACCUGCCUGGUGCUGCUGUGGGUCAUCAAAACCUCACCUGCUGCCAUCGUCUUCCCCAUGAUGGUGUUGGCUCUGGUCUUUAUCCGUAAGCUGCUGGAUUUGUGCUUCUCCAAGAGAGAGCUGAGUUACCUGGAUGACCUAAUGCCUGAAUGGAAGAAAAAGAAUCUUGAUGAUGCCUCUAAAAAGAUCGAUGAGGAGUCACAGGUUAUGCUUGUCACAAAAAGAGAGGAGAAAACUACUGUUGAGAUUCCCAUGGAGAUCAGCAAGCCCACUCAGCCCAUUAAAGCACAUGACCCCAGGAUUGAAGGAAUUGAGUUCAUAGACCAGUAAGGGACGCCUGCCAUGGCUGUGACCGCUCACACCCCACUAGGCGGUGUCGUCCUCACCCACAGGACGCUGUGUUUCGGCUGCUACCGCCAUCAGCCUCUUCAGUGUUUAGGGAAACAAGUCUCUGAGAUUCCUACCAGCUACCACUAACACACUCAGUACUGCCCAUUCCACUUACAAACACACAAACAUAUACAUAUAUUAUACACACACAGGCAUACACUAAACAUUCUACUCCUUUUCUUCUUCUUCCCAUCAAAAACAACACACCCUCUCUACACCGUUUGUUCACUUAGCUGGGCUUCAUGUUGGGAGAGCAAAUGCUCCUUUAAAAACAAACCAGGUUCUUUUUAUUAAUCUAAGUAGCUCUGUCAGUCAUAAAUCCUUUCAUCGAAAAGAGUCUCUUUUUAUUUACUGUGCCAUGAGUGUGUUCUUCUUUUUAUAAUUGUGAUGGUAUGGUAAAUAAUUUACUAGAUUUAAAACAACAACAACAACAAUACAUUGCUGGAUUAGUAAUAUAUAGACAAAUCCAUCUUUGAACAUAAAACUUUGUGUCAGUUCUGUGUGAUGCUGUGAACUGAAAAGUGUAAAUGUUAGAAGAUCUACUUCAGUUGAAGCAGUGGAAUCAGUAACAUCUGUAUUUUGAGGUGUGAUCUUUUUUCCCUUUAUUGACACACGUCUUUCAUAACUCAUGAUUGUGUAGGUUGGAGCUUGGUCUACAGAUAUUUGUCAUGUGUUAGUACCGUAUCUUAUUUCUUUACCUCAAAGUCUCAAAUGCUCCUGCAAGGCACUUUGGAUAAUGUAAAGGCCAGAGCAGAUAAAUGGUGUGGAUGUGUGUGAGCGUGUGUGUGUGUGUGUGUGUGUUGUGUUGGUGUGUUGGUGUUUCUUCCUGUAUGUAUCAGGAUUAUAUUAUUUGUGUGGUUAUUUGUGGGGCAAACCAAACAGGAAUUUCAUUUGAGCAAUAAUUAAUCCUAAAUUGAGCCCAAGUUGAUUUAAGAUAUAGACUUGAUCAAUACCGCCCGACUCCAGCAGAACCUUGUUUAUCCUAACCCCAUGUGGAAUAGAGGCUGCUCAAGAAAAUUAAACGUUCACAGUUUUGAUAACCCAUUGAAAUUCCAGACCAAAGCUCAUUCAGAGGAGUGUCUAAAGUGUCUCAUUAUAGUUAAAAGGCUUUUUGCUGCGUGUGGUAACCGGAGGGUUCCAGCAGUUACACACAUUUAAGAGAAGAUAUUUUCUUCCUUCCUUUCUUUCUUUCCUUCUUCAUGAUGCCAGUUCACAAGAUGAGCUGCCAUUAAUGGCAAUUUGGAUAAACAAGGUUCUACUUCAGUGUGUUUGUUCUCCCUAUGUCCUCUGUCAGAGUCACAUCUGGUAGAUGUCUUCAAGUCAUUUGGGAUAAGACUCUAAUUUUUGCAUUUCAGACACCAGUGCCAGCUGAGAGCUUGGAGAGCUAAAGGGAAUGGAGAGUUGACAGUUUAAAAGAAUGAUCUUCAACAAUAAUCCUUUAUUUGUAGUUGCACUUUCUGUAGAUACAGUAAAGAAUUUAUGAUAUAUAUGGUUUAUUUUCAAGAGAUCUCUAGAGAAUAAUUGUUUUACAAUAAUUUAAUACAAUCAUUUAUUUUUAGAUAUGAAUGUCUAAUGUGUUCUCUUUACUUUCUGUACAUAAUGUAAUAAAUACGGUGCACUAGCAGAAAGUCUAAAGAAUGCAGCACAUGAAUAAUAUUUCGAUGAAUGAACUCAAUAGCAAAAUAAUGUCACAUGUUAGCCUGUGGGAGCAAUGAGCUCUGCCCUCUGCUGAAAGACAUCGGAUUUUGUCCAGCAAGCCAUGAUUGUCAUGUCCUCAUGUCCCCAUCAUUCCUGUCCAAGUGGCUUUAAAGUGCACAAGUGCAUACCGCAGUAGUACUCCACUGUAAUGUUACAUGAAGUAAUACCUCCUCCAAGACAUGUAUGAAAGUUUUGUACUUGAUCGAGUAUAGUAUGUUUGUUCUUAUGUACUACAGCAGUUACGCAUUGCUUUGAUUCUGUCAGAAUAUUGAAUGUGAAGUGUCCUUGUAUAUCUGCUAAACUAAAGAAUGAUUUUGAGAUAUAAGUGCAACAAGCAUGAUUGAAUAUUAUUCAUUGUGUAAAUAUAUUUAAAAUCACAUGAGUGAGUGAGUAGAAAUACAUAGAAUAGAAAUCCAGUGUACCAAAAGGGUUAAAUCAAACACACCUGCCAAUAUUCAAGGACUGUUGGUAGAUGUGUUCUUACGAAAUAAUUUAAUCCCUUAGAAAAGCAAAUUAUCUCAAUGAGUAACUUAGUAUCAUGUGACUUUAAAUUGAUUUCCAAUGUAUUUAUAUGUAUAUAUAUAUGUAUGAUAAACAUGAAAUGUCUUCAGUAUAUUGUAUGCGUGUGUGUGCGGGUGUUUGUGCAGGGGAGUAAUGUACAAAUGUGAGUAUUAUGUAUGUGUGUCAUAAAAUGCAUAACCACUUACUGUUGUGCUGUGAGAUUCUUGUGAUGUUCAUUACCAUACAAAUGACUCACUUCAUACUCUGAAAGUAAACACUGUUGAGGUACAAGCUGCCAAAAAAAACUCUGUCAUGAAGUUAGUCAUUCAAAAAAAAAAAAAAAAUGAUGUUACAUAAAUAUCAUAACUCUACCCGAUCCUGGAAA